AUGAAUGGUGUGACAGGGACAGUAGUUCACACAAACUCAUUGAAAAGAUGGGGUCGUAAAGUACAUUUGGUGUGUGACUGUAACAACUGUACUGUAAUACCCACUGUGGAUGAAUGCAUUUGUUGCAAGGAAGUUGGUCAGGUUGCAGAAAAGAUUGAAGAUGGGGACCUUGAUUGCAUAACAGACCAUGAGUGGUUCACUGGAAACUGUCUAAAUAGACAUGUCAUUGAGGUCUCUUUGUAUGGCUUUGUUGAAAGGCAGGGACCAAUAUUAUAUAAAUAUGUUGCGUACAGACGAUUCACUCGUUGGAUCUGGCAUAUUCUUGGUAAAAAAAUAAGAAAGGUGAUACCAGCAUGUUCAGUAUUAAAAACUCGGGAGGCAUUACCGUCUGAGGACUUUACUUAG
Messenger RNA from Mytilus californianus (California mussel), 405 nucleotides. RefSeq lists its product as uncharacterized. The transcript has 3 exons. Bases 1 to 405 code for a protein of 134 amino acids. NCBI's taxonomy places the organism in Eukaryota, Metazoa, Mollusca, Bivalvia, Mytilida, Mytilidae. The record is from RefSeq and is a predicted model, not a curated record.